Molecule: messenger RNA, 1487 nt
Organism: Megalopta genalis
Lineage: Eukaryota; Metazoa; Arthropoda; Insecta; Hymenoptera; Halictidae
Biological process (GO): microtubule cytoskeleton organization
Cellular component (GO): axoneme; ciliary basal body
Source: RefSeq, a predicted model, not a curated record
GUACAAACAAUUUUCAGCAAGUGCACAUAUUCACUGUAAAGCAUAGUUAUCAAAUACAUAUGUAGUAAUACGUAAAACAAACUCUUUCACUGAACCGUGAUCAAAAUUUUAAGUGGCUUCAGUAUUCCUCGGUUUUUCGUGGAUCUAAUAUGUAAAGUAACACGCGAAAUGACUAAAUGGAAUAGAAGCGAGACCAAUCUGAAAAGUAGUGGUAUGAAUCGUACAACCAAAAUGGGCAAAGUUAUUUCACGCAAUUGACAACGUACAACUCAAUGAGUGCGCACUUGCGACGCGUUUUAUUAGCAAAAUGUGUCAUCGACUCGAGGAACAAAAACUUUACAAGCAGAAGAAAACCAUUUUGUAAGCAAGUUGAAUGCAAGCCGCGAUUUACGAAGAGAAUAAUCACGGAUGAACUGAUCGAUCGAUUAGCAUACGACACUUUGCAUCAUCCAGCGGAUGUUGUGCAAAUGCAUUAUAACUCAAGAUACUUGUGCCACGACGAGGACCAAAGAUCGUCAGCAUUCAAAUCGAACAAGUUUGAGACGAUUAAAGGCAACGAUAAAUGUAUAGAUGAACGAACGACGCGGGCUAUUUUGAAGGAUCAAAAUGGGUCGCAAUGCAAAUAUACCGAUGAUUCGAUAUUUUACGAAAGAUUUUCCGAUAUUCAAAUGACAAAAAAUAAUCGUGUUCCGACAAGGACUAAUUCAAGGAAAUGUAAUGAGGAUUGCGGUGCACCGGCUCUCGUACCCUGCGAUUCUACCGCAAACCAGCAAAAUUCCGGAGAGGAGGAUGCGAAAUAUGUGAAUUUCGUGUACGAAAUUACACGUGAAAUAUUGCAUACGCAUUGUUAUACCGAUGAUCAACUGCGCGAGGUAUUUAAGAGGCACAUAGAGAGGAACAAAGGACUUUUAAACAUGAAUAAAAUGAUGUAUGAAAUCUAUCAACUGAAAAUCGCAUUAAAUGUCGCAGACGCUUGGGAUGAUAAUGACUUUAUUCAACCUCGACCACCGACGCCGCCUAAAGUUUUAGACGAUAAUAAAGUCAUGGGAAAGUUAAUGUCGUUUCAGCAAGGCAGAAGUGAUGAAACGCGUGAAUCGACAGUCAGCAAUAAGUCAGUACUAUUGGUAGAUGCAAAUCCAGAAUUAGUGCUAACCGAAAGAGAUGUAAUUAUGUCGUUGAUGGAAGCCGAUAUCCAUCCGGAUGAUGCUCAGAAAAUUUACAGAAGGCUAUUUACUAAAAGCAAAGAUGUAAACCCCGCAUGCACGAAUUUUGUAUGCCCAAAGACGGAUGAAACGUGCGAUUGCGAUCCAGCUAGCGUGAACAAUUGGUUUGAUCCUAAUUUAAUGAAAGUAAGCGAACAAGAAAAAGGUUCAACAACGCAAGAUCUCAUAACACAAGAAGACAAAGACGUACAAGUUUCAAGUAUUAGUUUCACGAGACAAAAUUAUAGAGAAAAUUGAAGAUUCUAAAAAAGUGCCAGAAAAAUA